Leptopilina heterotoma is the source of this 1640-nucleotide messenger RNA. RefSeq names its product proteasome activator complex subunit 3 (gene REG). Gene Ontology annotation, biological process: regulation of proteasomal protein catabolic process; regulation of G1/S transition of mitotic cell cycle; positive regulation of endopeptidase activity. The record is from RefSeq and is a predicted model, not a curated record. Gene Ontology annotation, cellular component: nucleoplasm; proteasome activator complex; cytoplasm. The transcript is spliced from 5 exons. Gene Ontology annotation, molecular function: endopeptidase activator activity. Bases 114 to 851 code for a protein of 245 amino acids. NCBI's taxonomy places the organism in Eukaryota, Metazoa, Arthropoda, Insecta, Hymenoptera, Figitidae.
AAUUAAUCAUUUGACGAAUAUAGUGAAGCAACUUACAACUUCCUGUUUGAAGUUUCACGUUUUAAUCAAAGUGUAGUUGUAUUUUACAAAGUUUUGUUUGUUAACAAUUUAGAAUGGACGAUGCAACGGGAAAAAGGGUUCAAGAGUACAAGGAUUCACUGAAAACGAAGGCGGAACAACUUAUUGUGAAGGGAUUUCCGGAAAAAAUUGUCAAACUCAAUGAACUAUUGGAGACACCGGGUUUUUCUCAUCAAGACCUAUCAAAAGUUCAUCAGGAAUUAAAUAUACCCAUUCCAGAGCCAAUACUUCUGAAUCAUUCCCAGGAAGAACCACCAUCGAAAAGAGCAAGAGUUGAAAAUAAUUUAGAAGAUGUACCUGGUACCAAAGUUAUGGUUCUUCCCAAUGGACCAGUUCCAUGCAACAAACCAAUCUGCGAUAUAAUACACAUAGUGAAACCGUACAUUAGACAACUUUUAGAAGAUUCAAAUCUUUUAAAAAUGUGGAUUUCAUUUAUGAUCCCAAAAAUCGAAGACGGAAACAACUUUGGGGUCUCAAUUCAAGAAGACACUCUCGCUGAAGUUCAAGCUGUAGAGAGUGAAGCAGCUGCAUUUUUCGAUCAAAUUUCCAGGUAUUUUGUAUCGAGAGGAAAAAUUCUGAGUAAAGUCGCCAAGUAUCCCCACGUUGCCGAUUAUAGGCGAGCAAUUCAGGAACUUGACGAAAAAGAAUACGUAAGCUUGUGGCUCGUUAUGUGCGAAAUUCGUAAUCGUUAUUGCGCACUUCAUGAUCUUGUCAUUAAAAACUUGGAGAAGAUCAAACGACCGCGAUCAUCAAACGCUGAAUCUCUGUAUUAAAUAAUUUUUAAAAAAACAACGGCUUUUUUCUCAAUGAAUAAAAGUGAUGAAUAUGACUCACAGUGUAAAAACAAAAUUCAGGUAAAAAGAGUGUUCGCGCGUAAAUUUUCACAAUGUUUUUUUGUUUUGUUUAUCGCACACGAACUAUAAUUUAACUUUGCUCCAUUUACUUAUCACUCAUCUCCGUUUUCAUCUACGUAGUUAAAGAAAAUUUUACUUCAAAGAAAAACUUCAUUUCUAUUUUUUUUUUUUUGCGUCGGAAAUUAUUUUUUAGCCACUUUUUUUCAACCAUUUAUAAAUACAUUCUUUUUUCUACAUUUUUAGAAUAAACAUUUUUUUAUAGAUUUUUUUUCACCGUGGAUCAAAAUUUUAUAAAUAGAAAGAAAUGAUCAGAGUUAAUUGUUUUUUGUUAACUUUUAAUCGAAAUGCUUGAAUAUCAAAAUAUAUCGAUUCAGAGAAAAAAGAAAGAGAAUUUUUUAUCAUCCUUAUGUUUUCGAGAAAAAAAUGAGAAUUUUGUAGAUAUUUAAUUUUUUUAAAGAGAAGCAAAAACAGUAUUUCAGUGAUAUAAGAAUUCGAUCGCGCAGUGUAAUUGUAAUUUUAACUAUUUGAUAAAAAUAACAAGUUAUUUAUCAUAAUUAGUUAAUUGUUCUCAGAUUCCAAUUGAAGUUAAUUAGCAAAACACAAGUGUUCCUCUCGAAUAUUAAUGUUCAAUUAUUGUAGACUGUACCUUAAAGAAAUCGAUCUUGUAAUACUGUAAUGUCAAAAUACAUAAUUAUAUAAUUUCAAAAA